AUGGGACCGUCGCGUCCCGAUCCCAAGCACGCCCAUGCACAUUCUAUGACGGAUGUGCAGCAGGACGCAGCGGCGACCGGGCCAACAGGUGCUCGAGCCAGAUCCCGCCUGAGCUGGCGACGAUGGAGGGAGCUUUGCGGUUGGAAGUCAAUGGCACAAGUCCUGUCGUUGGCGGGCAAACCGAAUCGUGCCGGAUCCGCAAUGCCAGGCGCUGCCCUCGAUUCGUCCGGCUCGCAAAGUUGUGGGCAAGGAACUCGCCGGGUGCUUGAGGAACUGGACCAGCCCGCUUUCCUAUUCGUCGGACUGAUCGGUGGUUGGGGAUGGGGUGCGAUGAGUCUCAUGUGCUCGCCUGCCUGUCUGCGCUGUUUGCGCGCCGAGCGACGGCGCGGGUCGCCUUGGCCUGGCGCAUCUUUUUCGCGCACAGCGGCUGGCGCGCCCGAGAAAUCCUUGCGCCCGCCCGCCUCGCCUCGCCUCGCCUCGAUUCUUCUGCUGGGCGCCGGACCAACGGCCGCUGGAAGAGCCAGGCCCAAGCCCAAGCCCAAGCCCAAGCCCAAGCUCAAUCCCAAUCCCAAGCAGCAGUGCGAUCACAGCGAUUUCGGAAUCUUCCUCUGUGGCCAGGGCGGGCGAGCGACCAAAGCGCGAGAUCAGAGAGAGCGACCGCCCAGCGCCUCCUUCUCCCUUCUUCCCCCUUCUCACUCCUCCCCGUCAUCCAUCUCCUUCACCCUACCCCAUAUCGACAUCAUGCCUGUCAUCCAGCGCACCGCUGUGCGGGCUGCUAGCCGCACCGCUCUCCGAGCCCGACAGAACGCCGCCGCUCUCUCCACCGUCGCCCGCGCCGCUGUCAACGCUUCGUCCAGCGUCCGUGCCGCCGCCCCCAAGGUCGCCAUCGCUGCCGUCAAGCCCGCCGUCCAGGCAUCCUCGCAAAUAAGUGCAUACUGUCCCGGCCCGCCCAGAGCACAGCAGUCAUCGCAGCCGCCAUUGUCAGCGACACGUGCAUUCGACAUUCGCAUCACACCUCGCGACAGCUCUUUCCUGCUCCCCGUUUCUGGUGCUGACCCCCUCGCAAUUUUUUAUUCGCUCUCUUCUUUGUCUCCAGCUCGCGGCCUUGCCACCGAGACCUCCCCCAAGGGCCAGACCGGUGCCGUCAAGACCGUCAUCGGUCCCGUCGUCGACGUGCAGUUCGACACCGAGGAGCUCCCCUCCAUCCUCAACGCCCUCGAGGUCCAGGAUGUCCAGGGUGGCGGUCGUCUCGUUCUCGAGGUCGCCCAGCACCUCGGUGAGAACACCGUCCGUGCCAUCGCCAUGGAGGGUACCGAGGGUCUCGUCCGUGGCCAGAAGGUCGUCGACACCGGCCUUCCCAUCCAGAUCCCCGUCGGCCCCGGCACCCUUGGCCGCAUCAUGAACGUCAUCGGCGAGCCCAUGGACGAGCGCGGACCCAUCAAGGGCAAGAAGCUCGCUCCCAUCCACGUCGAGCCCCCCGCGUUCGUCGACCAGUCCACCAAGGCCGAGGUGCUCGAGACCGGUAUCAAGGUCGUCGACCUCCUCGCCCCUUACGCCCGUGGUGGUAAGAUUGGCCUCUUCGGUGGUGCCGGUGUCGGAAAGACCGUCUUCAUCCAGGAGCUCAUCAACAACGUCGCCAAGGCUCACGGUGGUUACUCCGUCUUCACCGGUGUCGGCGAGCGUACCCGUGAGGGUAACGAUCUCUACCACGAGAUGAUCGAGACCGGUGUCAUCAACCUCGAGGGUGACUCCAAGGUCGCGCUCGUCUUCGGUCAGAUGAACGAGCCCCCUGGUGCCCGUGCCCGUGUCGCCCUUACCGGUCUCACCAUCGCCGAAUACUUCCGUGACGAGGAGGGCCAGGACGUGCUUCUCUUCAUCGACAACAUCUUCCGCUUCACCCAGGCCGGUUCCGAGACCUCGGCUCUGCUCGGCCGUAUUCCCUCGGCCGUCGGUUACCAGCCCACCCUGGCCACCGACAUGGGUGUCAUGCAGGAGCGCAUCACCACCACCAAGAAGGGUUCCAUCACCUCCGUCCAGGCCGUCUACGUGCCCGCCGAUGACUUGACUGACCCUGCCCCCGCCACCACCUUCGCCCACUUGGACGCCACCACCGUGCUGUCCCGUGGUAUCUCGGAGCUGGGUAUCUACCCCGCCGUCGACCCCCUCGACUCCAAGUCGCGUAUGCUUGACCCUGCCGUCGUCGGCCGUGAGCACUACGACACCGCCACCAGCGUCCAGAAGCUCCUCCAGGACUACAAGUCGCUCCAGGACAUCAUCGCCAUUCUCGGUAUGGACGAGCUCUCGGAAGAGGACAAGCUCACCGUCGAGCGCGCCCGUAAGAUCCAGCGAUUCAUGAGCCAGCCCUUCGCCGUCGCUCAGGUCUUCACCGGUCUCGAGGGCAAGCUCGUCUCGCUCAAGGACACCAUCUCGGCCUGCAAGGAGAUCCUCCGCGGUGACCACGACGCCCUCCCCGAGUCCGCCUUCUACAUGUGCGGUGGCAUCGACGACGUCAAGAAGAAGGCCGAGGAGAUCGCCCGCAACAUCUAA
Moesziomyces antarcticus is the source of this 2547-nucleotide messenger RNA. RefSeq names its product ATP synthase F1 beta subunit. The record is from RefSeq and is a predicted model, not a curated record. NCBI's taxonomy places the organism in Eukaryota, Fungi, Basidiomycota, Ustilaginomycetes, Ustilaginales, Ustilaginaceae. Gene Ontology annotation, molecular function: ATP binding; ATP hydrolysis activity; proton-transporting ATP synthase activity, rotational mechanism. Gene Ontology annotation, biological process: proton transmembrane transport; proton motive force-driven mitochondrial ATP synthesis. Bases 1 to 2547 code for a protein of 848 amino acids. The transcript is spliced from 5 exons.